CUGAUGAGGCACAUGAAUACCGUGAAGGGCUUCAGUCUAUCUUUGGAAUGCAAUCAUAUCAAGAACUAAUUUUGCAAGUAACCGGAGCCAACGCUUUACGCACAGGUGCCAAAAUACAAACCCUUUGGAGUGGCUAUGGCGAAAUAGUGAGAAUUCAUUUGGAAAACUGUGACCGUCCAUCUGUAGUCGUCAAACAUGUAAAGUUUCCUCAGGAGUCUGCGCAUCCAGGUGGAUGGAACACCGACAGGUCUCACCAGCGAAAGGUGCGGUCAUACCAGGUGGAAACGCAUUGGUACCAAAACUAUUCCACCAAUGACCGUUGCCGUGUUCCCGUUUGUCUUGCGGCUAGAUCAUUUGGGGAUGAGCAGGUGAUUGUUUUGGAGGAUUUAGAUGUGGCGGGAUUUGAUCAGCGAAGGACUAGUGUGAACGCAGGUGAGAUCAAUGCUUGCCUCAGUUGGCUCGCUAAUUUUCAUGCUCUCUUCAUUGGAGCUGAACCAAAAGGAUUAUGGCCCAUCGGUACAUACUGGCAUCUGGAGACCCGGCCCGAUGAGCUAGAGGCCAUGUCAGACCAACAGUUGAAAAACGCAGCCGGUGAAAUAGACAAGAUACUAAACAGCUGCCGUUUUAAAACCAUUGUGCAUGGGGAUGCUAAAUUGGCCAACUUCUGUUUUUCCGGGACGGGAAAUGGGGUGGCAGCGGUGGACUUCCAGUACGUGGGGGGUGGCUGUGGGAUGAAGGAUGUAAUUUAUUUCCUCGGCAGUUGUAUGAAUGAGAAACAGUGCGAAAAGAGGGUUCCAGACCUGCUGGACUACUAUUUCUCUGAACUGAGGGCAGCCGUUGAUGACCAAGUGAACUUCAAAGAUCUGGAAAUGGAGUGGAGGGAGAUGUUUGCGUUUGCAUGGACAGACUUUCAUCGUUUCCUGCUCGGAUGGAUGCCAGAGCAUCAUAAGAUUAAUAGGUACAGCAGGAAGCUUACUCAAGAUGUGCUGGCUAAGCUGAAGCAAACGCACUUGAAAUGAGGCUUUUGAUCACACAUUGCAUAGCCUAUGUGAACACUAAUGCAGAACAUUACUUAUUUUAAAUGAUAAUUAUUCUAAGUUUUCCUCGUAAUUUGGGCUAAAAAGGAAAAUAUUUUUUAACAUCCCAUUGAGCUGGAAUAAAAUGCCUAUGCCCAUUACACAUUCAAGUAUUGUUUUUCAAAAUCUACCUUUAUGGAGUAUGCAUCUGUAGGCUACCAAUGUUUGUCCAGCACUGAUAUUGCAACACAGACAGCCAGACAGUUCAAUUCUAUGCAUUACAUGGAUUGUCUCUUUUAUUGUUAUGUGUUUAUGGGCAUGAAAUAUGGUCAAGUGUUGUAGUUUAGAUGUAUUACAUUGCAGUCCAAAGUAGCCUAGUGGUUUGUCAACCGUGUUCGAUGCUCUGCAUUUCUUUCUUUUCUGUUUGUCUUAUACAAGGCCAAAGCGGUAGCCUACAUUCAGAGUUGCAGACAUGUGGACUGAGCACUAUGACCUACAACUAUUCUAUAUCUCAUGCUGAUAAAUGUAUACUGUGCUGUCACCUGGAGAAGAAAAAAGAAAGUGUAUGGCAAAAGUGAAUACAACGUAUGAGACAUAAUAAACAUGUUAUGAUCUA
Messenger RNA from Sardina pilchardus (European sardine), 1632 nucleotides. It is a transcript of the gene pkdc, whose product is annotated as protein kinase-like domain containing. The record is from RefSeq and is a predicted model, not a curated record. Bases 48 to 1019 code for a protein of 323 amino acids. The transcript has 2 exons. Lineage: Eukaryota; Metazoa; Chordata; Actinopteri; Clupeiformes; Clupeidae.